Myxocyprinus asiaticus (Chinese sucker) is the source of this 898-nucleotide messenger RNA. Its product is annotated as transmembrane protein 238-like. The transcript has 2 exons. The record is from RefSeq and is a predicted model, not a curated record. NCBI's taxonomy places the organism in Eukaryota, Metazoa, Chordata, Actinopteri, Cypriniformes, Catostomidae. Bases 140 to 613 code for a protein of 157 amino acids.
ACUGUUGAAGCAGUAACGGAGAACUCCUUCCUCCGCUCCGCUUACCUAUGCAAACAAACAGAAACCACCCAGACUCUUAAUUCAGACGACUGGUUGUUCGACAGAAGAAUUAAACAGGCAGUCCUACAACAUCUUCGAGAUGGAGGCAGCGCCGGGUGGUCUCGGGCGAUGUUCUUGCGCGUUCUGGCUCGCCGUGGCUUUCGACGUUCUUGGUCUCAGCAUAUUAUUGCUGGGCGUAUUCGGAGAUUUAUUUUUCUACGACUUUCUUAUAUAUGCAGGCGCCAUUAUCAUUUUUCUGAGCCUCAUUUGGUGGGUGUUCUGGUACACGGGUAAUAUUGAGGUGCCACCAGAGGAGCUUGAGGAUGAUGUGGGUUUGUUGAAGAAGGGCAGAGGUUUGGCAGGAGUUGUCAGGAGGUUCUCCAGUCGCCUCUCAAGCGGAAUCAGGAACUCUCUCAGGAGAAAUGGGGUGACCCGAGGUCAAGGUGCAGCACCCGGUCAAGUAAAGCACAGAAGAGAAGGCACUCGUCCAGUACCAGUAGCUCUAGCAAUGACCUCUCAGGAUAACCUGAGCACUGUGUCUGCAACAGUGACUGGAGAAACACAGGCCAUAUGAUCCGUCAUGUACAGGUCACAGAAGAGGACAUUCAACCAUAUGGCAUUGCCUAAGCAGAUUUUUUUCACUUUUUUUAUAUUAAUUUUUUUUGUCUUAUUUUUUGUGAAAAUUUUGUGAAAAAGUGAACUGCAAUUGUUUUUUUUUUUUGUUUUUUUUUUUACUGUUUUUACUGAUUUGAUUAAUCUUGUGUUUUAUGAUUUGUACCACACACUGUUUUGAAAUUAUGCACUGACAAGAAUGGCUGUAUGACCAAAAAAAUAAAAUGAUGUAUUUUCCUAAAUAUAA